Molecule: messenger RNA, 2443 nt
Organism: Diabrotica virgifera virgifera (western corn rootworm)
Lineage: Eukaryota; Metazoa; Arthropoda; Insecta; Coleoptera; Chrysomelidae
Gene: Vha44
Product: V-type proton ATPase subunit C
Exons: 9
Coding region: 201-1358 (385 amino acids)
Biological process (GO): proton transmembrane transport
Cellular component (GO): lysosomal membrane; vacuolar proton-transporting V-type ATPase, V1 domain
Molecular function (GO): proton-transporting ATPase activity, rotational mechanism
Source: RefSeq, a predicted model, not a curated record
CUAAUGACAAGUGACGGCACCAACAAUCACGUGAAACUUCAAUAACGAUCAGCUGGGCUGACUCUGUUCAUUGGGGAGUGGUUGAAAGGGGUGUUUUUUGGAGUUAUUCCAUUAUUUGAAGGAGUGAUAAAGAAGAUCUUGGAAGCCACCAUAGACUUAAUUCACAUAGAACCAGCAUACUUUCUGAUCACCAAGAAGAAAUGACUGAGUAUUGGUUGAUAUCUGCCCCAGGGGAUAAGACCUGUCAACAGACAUGGGACACGAUGAAUAAUAUGACAAGUAAACAGAAUAAUUUGUCAACCAACUACAAGUUUCAAAUCCCGGACUUGAAAGUUGGUACUCUGGAUCAGUUAGUAGGACUUUCUGAUGAUCUGGGCAAGCUUGAUGGGUUCGUGGAGCAGGUUACCAGGAAGGUAGCUCAGUACCUUGGAGAAGUACUUGAAGAACAGAGGGACAAGUGGUCAGAAAACCUGCAGGCCAAUAACAGCGAUUUGCCCACUUAUUUAACCCGAUUUACUUGGGACAUCGCCAAAUAUCCCAUCAAGCAAUCGCUCCGUAACAUCGCCGAUAUAAUCAGCAAACAAGUUGGCCAAAUUGACGCUGAUCUGAAGACCAAAUCGUCUGCGUACAAUAACUUGAAAGGAAGUCUUCAGAAUUUGGAGAAGAAACAGACAGGAAGUUUACUAACAAGAAACUUGGCAGAUUUGGUGAAAAAGGAACAUUUUAUUUUGGAUUCUGAAUAUUUGCAGACAUUGUUGGUUAUUGUUCCAAAAGCCCAAUUCAACGAAUGGAAUGCGACAUACGAAAAGAUUACCGACAUGAUAGUCCCUCGUUCUUCACAACUGAUUAAACAGGAUAACGAAUACGGUCUAUAUACUGUAUCCCUAUUCAAAAAGGUCGUCGAAGAAUUCAAGUUACACGCUAGAGAAAAGAAGUUCAUCGUUCGUGAUUUCAUAUAUAACGAAGAGGAACUGGCAGCUGGAAAGAACGAGAUAACCAAACUCGUCACCGAUAAAAAGAAGCAAUUUGGUCCAUUAGUUAGAUGGCUUAAAGUCAACUUCAGCGAGUGUUUCUGCGCCUGGAUUCACGUUAAAGCGUUGAGGGUAUUUGUUGAAUCUGUUUUAAGAUAUGGCCUCCCCGUCAAUUUCCAAGCUAUUUUAAUCCACCCCAAUAAGAAACAAUUAAAACGUUUAAGAGAUGUCUUGAACCAACUUUACGGCCACCUCGAUAGUAGUGCUGCCCUUUCAGGACCUAACGUUGAUAGCGUUGACAUUCCAGGCCUCGGAUUCGGCCAAUCAGAGUAUUACCCAUACGUUUACUACAAGCUGAACGUCGACAUGUUAGAAUCGAAGAUCUAAACUCACGCAUCAAUCCAAGAGUUUGUUAUUAAUAGGUUCCAAACAAUUUUAAAAAAACGUACUACAGAUACAAAUAGUAUAUUUUUGAUUACUCACUCUUUCGAGGGGCUGUUUUAAUGUCGGUAUUUUUAAGUUUUGUCCUUACUCAAUGUCCAUUUAGUACCCCGUCAUUGUAUGUAAAUUAAUUAAAAAUGCGCAACAAAAAAUGUAGAACUUUUUUUUAUUUUAAAAUGCAUUUAAAAUUCGUUUAACGAUGAUAUAAUUGCUUUAAUGUAUCAUGUAAUACUCCGAUUGAACAUAUAAAUCGUUAUUAAUAUUAUUUCUUGUUGAUAAUACAAAAGAGACCAUAUUAUUAGAAACUGCAUUCGAAAAAUUAAAAAAAUGAUAGAUAUUAUGACGCGUAGAUGAGCUGACAAGUGACGUGUUAAGAUGUAUUGAUAUCUAAACAUGAAAUUUCAACAAACCAUCUAUGUUAUAGAUGUACAUAUGUUUCGUAAAAUUGACGAAAAGCUGGAAAUAGAUUACAUAUAAUUUGUCAUAAAAUAUUUGCGUCAGAGACUUGAGGUUGUGAUACAAUAUAUAUUUACUCCUACAGAAUAUUUGUUGAAUAUUACCGACACCAUUAAAAUACCUUAUCCGUUAUGAUUGUAGAUAAAUAAUUUACUCUGAAUUUAAUACAAAACGAUGUCAUAAUUUCAAUUGUACUUGUUCUAAUAAUAUAACUACUUAUCGAAAAAGAAUAGAAAUUUAUUAUAAAAUUGUGUGAAAUGACUGGGUAUUAUAGGAUUGCCCCAACAAAAUAUUUUAGAUGUAGUAUGAUGCUUCAUCAGUGACAAUAUAUUUGACGUGUUUUAUUAUGGGCCACUCUUUAAUGUAAACCAGUAUUGAUUUAUUGUAAAUAAAUAUUGUAUAUAUACUACAAACCAAUAAAAUAUUUUGCCUUUUGAAUCUAUUUAUAAAAGAUGAUUCCAUAUUGUAAUAUAGUUCAAUUAGUUGACUACUUUUUUUGAAUUUAUUUCAGAAAUAAUUUUAAGUGGUUAUUUGUUCAAUGUAAUUGUUAGAAAAUAAAAACUAUUCCAAUUGUU